AUGGUCACUGAAAAGGAAUCCGAGGAAGCCGAUGCACAGUCGCAACAAGAACAGCUAUCUUUUCUCAAGCGGCAUUUUUACAGAACGACCAUAGUGUCUGGUGCUGGUGAUGAUGGAAGUAACGCAGAACCAGUUCGUCGUUUCUCGGUGCUAUCUCGAGGGUUUCUUACACUGGCGGCACUAUUUUGUCUGGCUAUAGUGGUCACUCUCGUUGCGGUCCUAGCUACGCUACUCGUACGACAUAAGCACGUGGAGCAAGAAAUUCGCAGGUCUCCUGUCCAAGAGGCAAUAUUUGCCAAUUUUGCAGAUCCGAUGGUGCUCAAACAUGAGGACUUGUUCUACGCGUUCGCUACAACCAAUGCAGCAGGUAUCCUCGCACAAUCAAAUGACACAGCCGCUCAAGAGAUUCUUGCUCUCGGCAAAAGCAAUGUGCAAAUAGCGACAAGCCCGAAUUUCAAGGACUGGACUUUACUGAACCAUACACACGACCCCCUUCCACAGUUGGGCGACUGGGUCAGGCCCGGACUCACGGUCAAUCUGAACCCAAAGGCAAAUGUUUGGGCUCCGGCUGUCAUCAAGAGACCUAGUGAUGGCAAGUUCGUACUUUACUAUUCUGCUGCAUCAGCAGAUUCUCCAGAGAACGCACCACGGACAUCUCAUUGUGUUGGAGCAGCAGUCUCGAAUACAUCUUCACCAGCAGGCCCAUACAUGCCAUUGAACGGGACCAUCGCUUGUCCUAUCGAUCAAGGCGGCGCCAUCGAUCCAUCUCCCUUCAUCGAUACAGACGGAUCGUUCUAUGUCACGUACAAGGUCGAUGGUAACAACAUCGGGCAUGGCGGAGAAUGUGGCAACAUGGUCAAGCCUCUCGUACCCACGCCUAUCAAGCUGCAAAAGAUGAUGACGGAUGGUGUCACACCAGAUGGCUCCGACAUCACCAUCCUCGAUCGCACGGAUGAUGACGGUCCACUCGUAGAAGCACCAGUCAUCGUCAGAAGUCCAGAAGGAAUCUACUUCCUCUUCUUCUCAUCUGGAUGUACUCGAAACCCUUCUUACGAUGUGAAGUACGCGACUGCAAACGACGUUCGCGGCCCUUAUCAACGAGCAAAGAAGCCUCUGCUGAGGACAGGCGACUUCAACCUGACUGCACCUGGGUCAGUCGGUGUCAUGGAUUUGGAAGACGGCACGUUUGGAAUGGUCUUCCACGCUCGAGUUCAGGCAUCGUACGGAAAAGUGCGAGCUAUGUACACUUCGGCUUUCAAAUUCAAUGGGACCGAAGUCAUGUUAGUUAAGAAGAUCUAG
Messenger RNA from Aureobasidium melanogenum CBS 110374, 1299 nucleotides. Its product is annotated as Arabinanase/levansucrase/invertase. Gene Ontology annotation, molecular function: hydrolase activity, hydrolyzing O-glycosyl compounds. The transcript is spliced from 2 exons. Gene Ontology annotation, biological process: carbohydrate metabolic process. Bases 1 to 1299 code for a protein of 432 amino acids. NCBI's taxonomy places the organism in Eukaryota, Fungi, Ascomycota, Dothideomycetes, Dothideales, Saccotheciaceae. The record is from RefSeq and is a predicted model, not a curated record.